Molecule: messenger RNA, 3058 nt
Organism: Olea europaea var. sylvestris
Lineage: Eukaryota; Viridiplantae; Streptophyta; Magnoliopsida; Lamiales; Oleaceae
Product: scarecrow-like protein 6
Exons: 2
Coding region: 498-2663 (721 amino acids)
Biological process (GO): regulation of DNA-templated transcription
Cellular component (GO): nucleus
Molecular function (GO): DNA-binding transcription factor activity; sequence-specific DNA binding
Source: RefSeq, a predicted model, not a curated record
CAAGCAAAAGUGUAAGAACACAGGCAUCAACACCAAAAAUUGUGAAAGGGAUAAAAGUGAAAUCUGGAGAGAGAAAGUAGAGCAAAAGAUAGAGACCGGACAGAGAGAGAGAGAGAGAGAGAGAGAGAGAAAGAUAGAGACAGAGAAAGAGCAGAAGUGUCCACUUUCAUUGCCUUUUUUUAUGAUACAACAAUACAAGCAUCCAUGACAGAACAGGGCCUCAGGGUACAUCGCUACUGCAGCCUUUAAGCAGAAGAAGUAAAAAUCUCUGGUCGAAAGAGAGAGAGAGAGGUGAAAAGUGAAGACAAUGGAGGGGAAAUAUUGAAAUGGAGCUCAAAAGAACAAGAAAAGAAUGGUGGCAGAAAAGGGUUUUCUUGUUGGGCUAAUGGGUUUUCUGAGGAGAUCCAUGGCUUUUAUUUUUCAUUGAGAAAAUUGUUCAAAAAUUUCAUCUCUCGAAUCUUUGCAAAGGAGCAGAAAACCCCUUUUUGAAGGAUAAGAUGAAUGGAAUGCAUUAUAACAAAAAAUUUCCAGCCAAACGUGUUGUUGAAGUUGCCGGCGGUGGCUUUUCUUCUCCAUCGGCGAAGUUCAAGAAAAAUGGAAGCUUUACAAACUAUGAACCCAUAUCUGUGCUGGAUACUAGGAGUCCAAGUCCCUCCACUUCCACGUCCACUUUUUCCUCCUUUAACACUACCACCCAACAAGGAUCUGUGGCCAUAGCAGCCGCCGCAGACGACGGAGGCGAUGGUGGAAGAAAAGAGGAUGUCAUGGCUGACCUGCAGCCUGGACACAAUACUACUGGGUUGGAGUUGACUAAUGGGGUUUCUGAAAAUUUUCAUCUUGGAGUUGAAGAUUGGGAGAGCUUGUUGUCUGAAUCUGAAGGCCAAGACUCUCUUCUCCGGUGGAUUUCGACGGGCGACGUCGACGAAUCUUCGUUGAGCUUGAAGCAGCUUUUACUGGCAGGAAACUCGAAUGAGACCCAAGGAAAUGUGGGUUGUUUUGGAGCCAUUGAUUCAGCCAUUUCACCGGUUGGUAAUGUUUUUUCAGGCUUGAAUACUUCUGCUUUUGGCCUUUCUGGUUGUGGAUUUUCUUUGAAUGUUAACAACAAUGGAAAAAUUGGUCAGUUUUCGAAUUCCAUUAAUGACAACAAUAGUAAAAAAUUGUUAUCUUUGCCUAAUGGGAUGAGCUUUCAUAAUCAACAAUAUGGGAAUUUGGAGCAGAAGGCUCAGAUUUUUAGCCCACGUGUGGGUUUACAACAACUCCAGGUUCAAAAUGCAUUAAAUCUGAACCCCUUGAACUUGAAUUCUUUAUCAAAUGGUAGUGCACGGGAGAAACCGCUACACUACAUCCAGCCGCCACUGAAUUUUCAUAACCCCAGUGCUGUGGAAUUUGAUUUAGGCUUUCAGAAUGCGACUGUUCCAUUUCUUGAUCCAUUGGGUUUUGGCCAACAGCCUAAUUUUGUUCCUCUGCAUCAGCUUCAGCAGAAGCCAAUGUUGGUGCCGAAGCAGGAGGUAGCUAGCGGCAGUGGGGAGCAAAUGGUGGCGCCCCACUGUCAGCAGCUGCACCAACAGAAUGUAAAUGAUCAACUCUACAAGGCAGCUGAGUUGAUUCUGGCUGGAAAUUUCUCCAACGCGCAAGGGAUAUUGGCGCGGCUCAAUCAAGUGCUUUCUCCCAUUGGGAAGCCUUUUCAAAGGACUGCUUUUUAUUUAAAGGAGGCUUUGCACUUAGCCCUCUUAAUGCCCAACAUGGGUUCCCCUCUACCGAGGAUUCCCACACCAUUUGAUGUUAUGUUCAAGAUGGGUGCUUAUAAGAUUUUCUCCGAGGUUUCACCCCUUGUCCAGUUCAUGAAUUUCACGGCCAACCAGGUUAUUCUUGAAGCCCUUGAUAAUGCUGAAGAGAUUCAUAUUAUUGAUUUUGAUAUUGGUUUUGGUGCUCAAUGGUCAUCUUUUAUGCAAGAGCUUCCAAGGAGUGGUCAGGGUGCUCCCUCGUUGAAAAUUACUGCCUUUGCUUCUCCUUCGACCCAUCAUGCAGUUGAACUUAGCCUCAUGCAUGAAAAUUUAACUCAGUUUGCUAAUGAUCUUCACGUUAAUUUCAACCUUGAGGUGAUGAAUAUUGAUUCUUUUGAUCCCAAUUCUAAUUCUUUAUCCUCUUUCCGAUCAUCGAAAAAUGAGACCAUUGUUGUGAAUUUCCCUAUCUGGUCCAUGGAAAGUCAUCUGUCUGUUCUUCCGUCACUUCUUUGCUUUAUAAAAAAACUGUCACCAAAAAUAAUGGUUUCACUUGAUCGUGGAUGUGAUCGAACUGAUCUCCCAUUCUCGGGUCACAUACUUAACUCUCUUCAGUAUUAUGAGGCUCUACUCAACUCUAUUGAAGCUACUAAUAUGGCUUCAGAUUCCAUCAACAAAGUUGAGAAGUUCUUGUUCCAGCCUCGGAUUGAAACCACUGUUUUGGGGCGUCUACGAGCCCCCAACCUGAUGCCACCAUGGAGUAACCUUUUUGCUUCUGCUGGUUUCUUUCAUACAUCAAUCAGCAACUUUGCAGAAACACAAGCUGAAUGUGUAGUCAAGAGAAGCCAAGUCAAAGGAUUUCAUGUGGAGAAGCAGCGAUCAUCACUCGUGCUAUGCUGGCAGCAUCACGCGCUUAUGUCAGUGACUGCUUGGAGAUGCUGAAAACACCGAGUCGAUCGAGUAAAAAGGUUUGAUAUUGUGUUAGGUGUCCUUCCACUGUUUGAUGCCAUCGAGUUAAUAAAGUUUGAAAUUCGAUGGAAUCCCCUCUGAUGUUCAGUUAAUUUCUGUAAAAUUUCAUGCUUGGAUUCUAUGCAGUCUAGUCUUGUGGAAAACUUGUUUUCUGAUAAAACAGAGUUGUGCCUCUAAUGGUAGUAGUAUUUUUAUUAACUUGCUUAUGCUUAUUCAUUUACAUUUAGUGUAGUUCUGUUAUUGUAACGGAGUCACUGAUUGUAAAGGAUGUGCUGCAUGUGAUUCAAGAAGAUUUUCUUGGCAGCUGUUUAAGAGAAUUGUGAUUAAUGAAGAAAUAGGGGAGAUAAAAAUCCUGCAAUUAGAGCCUU